This is a messenger RNA of Numida meleagris (helmeted guineafowl), 1959 nucleotides long. It is a transcript of the gene ADRA2B, whose product is annotated as adrenoceptor alpha 2B. Gene Ontology annotation, biological process: platelet activation; regulation of vasoconstriction; adenylate cyclase-activating adrenergic receptor signaling pathway. Gene Ontology annotation, cellular component: membrane. NCBI's taxonomy places the organism in Eukaryota, Metazoa, Chordata, Aves, Galliformes, Numididae. The transcript has 2 exons. The coding region runs from base 506 to 1633 and encodes 375 amino acids. The record is from RefSeq and is a predicted model, not a curated record. Gene Ontology annotation, molecular function: alpha2-adrenergic receptor activity.
CCCCUGCAGCAUCCCUGGGUCUGUCAUGGAGACGGGUGAGCACAGGUUUGGGGUCAGCAUCCCUGGAGGUGGCUGAGCUCAGGGGGCUCAGGACAGCGGAGAAUAGUGGCUCGGGGUCCCCCAAGGGGGUUUGGGUGCUGGGGGGCGGUCCGAGGGACACGUGCUGGCAAAGGGAUGGGGGUGCGGGUGCGUCGUGUAGGUCCUGGAGCGAGGAUGACAGAGCUGGGGGCGGUGAGAAGGGGGCGGGGGGGCACGGGUGCCAGGAGGGGACGCGCAGCUACCUACCGGGACGCAGCCGGUCCCGAAGUGCCGCCGGUCCGCCCGCGGCUCCCGGUCCCUCCGCGUGUCCCCGGGUCCGCCCCGGGGGCGGGGGCAGCUCAGAGCCCUCCCGUCCCCGAUAAAACCCGGGGAGGCGGCGCCGGGAGGAGCAGAGCCCGGCGGCACCGGCACCGGGGAUGCUGAGUGCCACCAGCCGGUCCCCGCGGCCGGGCCGCCCUCCCUCGCCAUGCAGAGCCCCGCGGGCGGUUACUCGGUGCAGGCCACCGCCGCCAUCGCCGCCGCCAUCACCUUCCUGGUGCUCUUCACCAUCGCGGGCAACACGCUGGUGAUCCUGGCCGUGCUGACCAGCCGCUCGCUGCGGGCGCCCCAGAACCUCUUCCUGGUGUCGCUGGCGGCCGCCGACAUCCUGGUGGCCGUCCUCAUCAUCCCCUUCUCGUUGGCCAACGAGCUGCUGGGCUACUGGUACUUCCAGAAGGCGUGGUGCGAGAUCUACCUGGCGCUGGACGUGCUCUUCUGCACCUCCUCCAUCGUCCACCUCUGCGCCAUCAGCCUGGACCGCUACUGGUCCGUCAGCCGCGCCGUGGAGUACAACGCCAAGCGCACGCCGCGCCGCGUCAAGUGCAGCAUCGGCAUCGUCUGGAGCAUCGCCGCCGCCAUCUCGCUGCCGCCGCUGGUCUACAAGGGUGAGAAGAAGGCGGCGCCGGGCGGGCGGCCGCAGUGCAAGCUGAACGAGGAGGCCUGGUACAUCCUCUCCUCCAGCGUCGGCUCCUUCUUCGCGCCGUGCCUCAUCAUGAUCCUCGUCUACCUGCGCAUCUACCUGAUCGCCCGGCGCCGGCACCGCCGCCAGCCCCCCGCUGCCCCCAGCCCCCCGACCCCCAGCGCCGCACGUGCUGCCCCCGGGGACGCCCCGGGCCCCCGUCCCCUCCCCGCGGACAGGACCUCGCUGCUGGGCUCCGACGAGCCGGCGGCCGCCCCAGGAGGGUCCCCACGGCCAUCGGGGCGGCCCCGGGACACGGUGGCCACGGGGACGGGGCGCGUGGUGCUGGCGCCGGCGCUGAGCCCCGCACCGUGGCGGAGGAAGGCGCAGGCGAACCGGGAGAAGCGCUUCACCUUCGUGUUGGCCGUGGUCAUCGGCGUCUUCGUGCUCUGCUGGUUCCCCUUCUUCUUCCUCUACAGCCUGGGCGCCGUCUGCCCGCGGCGCUGCAAGGUGCCCGACGGCGUCUUCCAGUUCUUCUUCUGGAUCGGGUACUGCAACAGCUCGCUCAACCCCGUCAUCUACACCGCCUUCAACCGCGACUUCCGCAGGGCCUUCCGCCGCAUCCUCUGCCGCCGCGGCGCCCGCACGGCGUGGUGAGGGGCUCGGCUCCCCCGCUGGCUCUGCGGCCCCUCCCUGUGCUGCCCGCUGCUCCUUUCCCCUUUUCCUCCCCGUUUCUCCCUUUUUUCUCCUCCCCCGUUUCUCUGCCGCCCUGCAGGUUUGGGGCACACGCAGCCCCACGUGUCCCCGUCCCAUGAGCAGCGAUGCGCGGGGACUGCAUUUGGGGGGCAACGUUCCUCCCCACCCCACGCGCGGUGCCCCCCAAGAAAUCAGGGGCGAUUUCCCCAUUCUCCCCACCUUCCCCACGUCCCGGGUGUCCUGGCGGCCGCCGCCUUUUAACAAUAAAAGGUAUUUUGUAGUCAGAG